This is a messenger RNA of Ananas comosus (pineapple), 1504 nucleotides long. RefSeq names its product B3 domain-containing protein Os01g0723500-like. The record is from RefSeq and is a predicted model, not a curated record. The coding region runs from base 232 to 1197 and encodes 321 amino acids. Gene Ontology annotation, molecular function: DNA binding. Lineage: Eukaryota; Viridiplantae; Streptophyta; Magnoliopsida; Poales; Bromeliaceae. The transcript has 4 exons.
UUUCGACACGAGUCGACACGAGAGCAGCUUCGACCAAAAAACCCCUCCAAAGCCGAGCCUCUUCGUCGUCGUCUUCGUCGUCUUCGUCCCUCUCCCAACUCCUCCCCUCGAUUUCCCCCUUUUUACACAAAACCCCCCCAAUAAUUCUACCCUCGCACACCUCCUCUCUCCCUCCCUUCUCAAUCCUCUCCAUUUCUCUCUCUCUCUCUCUCAAAAAAAAAAGGGAAAAAAAUGGUGGGGGGGAGUAGGAGUAGGAGUAGGAGGAGGAGGAGGCCCCGGUUCUUUAAGAUCUUGCUCGGGGACUUCGAUCAACGGUUGAGGAUACCGCCAAAGUUUAUGAAGCAUAUAUCAGAAGAAACAUCCGAGACAGUGAUCCUCGAAGGUCCCGACGGAAUUAAUUGGUCUGUGGGAUUAGAGAAAACAAUUGAUGGCACGUUCCUAUCGAUCGGAUGGUCGAGCUUCAUCAAAGGCCAUGAUUUGAAGGAACAUGAUUUCCUUGUAUUUGAAUAUGAUGGAGACAUGCACUUUUCCGUACUACUAUUCGACACAACUGCAUGUGAGAAAGAGGAACAAAUUAAGGCUAAAGCUGAUGUAUCCGAGAUGUCAGAAGUGAAAAGAAAGAGAGGAAGACCGGCAAAGCGUUCUUUGAAUUUCGAUCUCCCUCCGAAGGAGGAGAUCAAAGGAGAAUUGGAUAAGCUUCCGACUACAGGAGAUUGUGUGCCGAGUCCUACAGCAAGCCAGAGUGCUAAAAUCGAAUCUGAGGAUGUUGAAAUCAAAAUCAGUCCAUCUAUGUCAGUAGCUGAAUGCAAAGAUUUGGAGCAAAGAUUUGGAGAAGCAGAGAAAGCUGCAAACUCGUUUAGCUCAGAAUAUCCUUCCUUUGUUGCAAAAAUGACAGUGACUAAUAUUUGCAGAUCCUACACACUGAGGAUACCGGCUAGCUUUUGGAGAGAACAUCUUCCGACGAGAAAGAUGGAAAUGGUCCUCCGCGACCCGAGCGGUAAAGCUUGGAUCGUGAAAUUCCUUCCCGGCUCAAAAGGCUCGUUGAAAAACCUGAUAUCCGCUGGGUGGACCGCUUUCGUACGCGGCAACGAGCUUAAGGUGGGCGAUUUCUGCGUGUUCGAGCUUGUCGGUCCGGUCGAGUUCCACGUUCACAUCUUCAGGGCGGAAGAGAACACUACGUCAGAAAAUCUGAAGUAGGGAUGAUUGGCCAAUAUAGGCCUCCAAAUUAGUGUUUGUCAUAUAUUUGCAUGGUGGUGGAGAACCAAAAAGGGCUUUCCCUAACUUCAUGUAGUCCUCUUGGAAACUCCCUUUUUUUUUCUCUUUUUUGAGGUUAGUGUUUUUGUGUGUUUUAUUAGCUCAUCAGUUUUGAAGUGCAUAUGUGUGGCAGUUAACUGCUAAACAAGAGUUCUACUCUUCUUUUAUUCCGUCGCCUUAUGAGGCCCUAGCUGCCUCAUUCUAUGUAGCUAAAUUCAUUUAUCUAAUGAAUGAAGCAGAUAGCGUGCAA